CCUCUCCCCUGGCUUCCGCUGCUCGUGGCGAAGAUGCCAAAGAGGAGCAAAGUGAGGUGGAGGACUGCCAGCCUCCAUCAGUGCUCCCACCAGGACACUCUGAACCUAUGACAGAACCGUCUGCCGUCUCUCCCCUGGCUUCCGCUGCUCGUGGCGAAGAUGCCAAAGAGGAGCAAAGUGAGGUGGAGGACUGCCAGCCUCCAUCAGUGCUCCCACCAGGACACUCUGAACCUAUGACAGAACCGUCUGCCGUCUCUCCCCUGGCUUCCGCUGCUCCUGGCGAAGAUGCCAAAGAGGAGCAAACUGAGGUGGAGGACUGCCAGCCUCCAUCAGUGCUCCCACCAGGACACUCUGAACCUAUGACAGAACCGUCUGCCGUCUCUCCCCUGGCUUCCGCUGCUCCUGGCGAAGAUGCCAAAGAGGAGCAAACUGAGGUGGAGGACUGCCAGCCUCCAUCAGUGCUCCCACCAGGACACUCUGAACCUAUGACAGAACCGUCUGCCGUCUCUCCCCUGGCUUCCGCUGCUCCUGGCGAAGAUGCCAAAGAGGAGCAAACUGAGGUGGAGGACUGCCAGCCUCCAUCAGUGCUCCCACCAGGACACUCUGAACCUAUGACAGAACCGUCUGCCGUCUCUCCCCUGGCUUCCGCUGCUCCUGGCGAAGAUGCCAAAGAGGAGCAAACUGAGGUGGAGGACUGCCAGCCUCCAUCAGUGCUCCCACCAGGACACUCUGAACCUAUGACAGAACCGUCUGCCGUCUCUCCCCUGGCUUCCGCUGCUCCUGGCGAAGAUGCCAAAGAGGAGCAAACUGAGGUGGAGGACUGCCAGCCUCCAUCAGUGCUCCCACCAGGACACUCUGAACCUAUGACAGAACCGUCUGCCGUCUCUCCCCUGGCUUCCGCUGCUCCUGGCGAAGAUGCCAAAGAGGAGCAAACUGAGGUGGAGGACUGCCAGCCUCCAUCAGUGCUCCCACCAGGACACUCUGAACCUAUGACAGAACCGUCUGCCGUCUCUCCCCUGGCUUCCGCUGCUCCUGGCGAAGAUGCCAAAGAGGAGCAAACUGAGGUGGAGGACUGCCAGCCUCCAUCAGUGCUCCCACCAGGACACUCUGAACCUGCUAAGCUCCUGACAGCCAGGGGAGAGAGACCACGGCUGCGGCAGCCCAACCGAUUCUCGCCUUGCCUGCGAGACUUCCUGAGCUGCUGCCUGCAGAGAGAUGAGGGGCGGCGCUGGUCUGCCAAGGAGCUCCUGCAGGUAAAAUGUGAAGGGGCUGCAGGUGAAACAGGGUCUGAUGUCUGCAAGGCAUCAGAUCAGCCCCCUUCCUCCUCACCUCCACUCUUGGUGUUCUUCAAAUGA
Messenger RNA from Serinus canaria (Common canary), 1355 nucleotides. It is a transcript of the gene VCX3B, whose product is annotated as variable charge X-linked 3B. The transcript has 10 exons. The record is from RefSeq and is a predicted model, not a curated record. Lineage: Eukaryota; Metazoa; Chordata; Aves; Passeriformes; Fringillidae. The coding region runs from base 108 to 1355 and encodes 415 amino acids.